AGAAGCAGCCGACGGUUGUCCUGGGUGUCGCGCACACCGUUGUGCAGAGGAUGUCCUCCUUUGUGCGACAGAUUGACUUUGCUCUGGACUGGGUGGAGGUGGAGGCCGGACGUGCAAUAUACAGGCAGGGGGACAAGUCCGACUGCACAUACAUCGUCCUCAGCGGCCGGCUGCGCUCUGUGGUCCGGAAGGGCAACGGGAAGAAGCGCCUGGCGGGGGAGUGUGGCCGUGGUGACCUCGUUGGCAUGGUGGAAACGCUGACCCACCAGGCCAGGGCAACCACAGUGCACGCUAUUCGGGACUCAGAACUGGCCAAGCUGCCGGCCAGAGCCCUGACGGCCAUCAAGCGCAGGUAUCCGCAGGUGGUGACUCGCUUGAUCCAUCUCUUGGGUGAGAAGAUCCUGGGCAGCCUCCAACAGGGACCUGUGAGAGGGGUCGCUGUGGGAUUACAGCAUCCAUACUCAUCCUCGUCUACUGACAUCAACGUUUUAUCACCUUAAGUGGAACGUGGAAACCUCAUCACCGUUCGGGUCGCUUUAUUCUCCCCGUUUAUGACACGAUUGUCCUAACUAUUCCCUCUGUGUACACUGAAGGCCCCUUGGACGGUGUCGUAACUUUUGCUUUCAGCCGUCAGACAUAAUUUUUAACUCAAGAGGACAGUCUGCGGCAUCUUCCCAGACAGUUCCCAUUUCUGCUGCCCGUCCUUCACUCCUGGCAUCUCAAGCGUCCUCCUGUGUCAUCUCCGAAGGUUGUCCUGUAGCAGUUCUUUGAGAGAAGGUCUGAUGGCCACAGAUUCUCUCAGUUCUCCAUCUGAGAAUGUCUCUGCUUCACCUUCAUCCUGAAGCACGUCUUUGCUGGGUGUGUAAUUCUGAUUGGACAGCUCUCAUAUGUCAGCACUCGAAAAAUGUGCCCCUUCCUUUUGGGCCGCAUGGCUUCUGAUGAAAGUCCAGAUAUUCAAGUUAUUCUCAAAUAGGUAAUGUGUUGUUUCUC
Molecule: messenger RNA, 990 nt
Organism: Galeopterus variegatus (Sunda flying lemur)
Lineage: Eukaryota; Metazoa; Chordata; Mammalia; Dermoptera; Cynocephalidae
Product: patatin-like phospholipase domain-containing protein 7
Exons: 5
Coding region: 51-500 (149 amino acids)
Source: RefSeq, a predicted model, not a curated record